UUCCAAUCAGGUAAGAGUGGGGAUGUUGUCACUGCUUCACACUCAAACAUGGUUCCACAUGCUAAAGUGGUGGUGGUAUAACCUCUGAGACUAAUUCGUUUAUUCGAUACAGCAUCAAACAGCAAAAUGCAAUCUGCUAUGGAAAUAUCGGCUAGGUACUGCCAAAAAGAACUGGAAUCAUAUGGAUCAUGCGUGUCCUCCAACCCGUCGACAUGGCAGCAAAAGUGUCACGAUCUAAAGAUGAAGGUUUCACAAUGUACAUCAUCUCAUCCAGUGAUCCAGAAGAUCCGACAGGACUGUUCCAAAGAGUUUGUGAAAUUUGAGCAAUGCCUAAGAGAAAAUCAAGAGAGUCCUACCUCCUGCACAGCACAUGUCGCCCACUUUCUGAGCUGUGCAGAAACAGUGAACCUCAGUGGCCAACGGAUAAGCUACCUCAGUCAUCAUAGGAUUCAACCUGUGAGAUCACACGUGUGUUCAGCAGCAUGGAUGGAUUGAUUUGAGAUGUGUCCAAAACUUUUUCAUGUAUGUACAGUGACUGUAAGAAUACCUGUUCUUUUCACUGUGACUCUUUGUAACAAUAAAACUAGCAAUAUUGCAGCACCAUAAUUUACAGAAAUUGAGUAGAAAAGUAUCAUUAUUUUACUUAUCAAAGUCUUUCAAAUAUAGAUACUCUUUGUUGUACAUUUUGCUGCUGUUUGCUCUGAAAUUUCCUCACUGAAGGGUUUAAUAAAGGUGUUUUAUAUGAUCUUAUAUAGCAUUUACAUUAUACUUUACUGUAUGCAAGACCUUUUUUGUACUGAUCUGUUCAUUGAAGAGAGAGGUUAACUGUUUGUUGUUUUUUGUUGAUUAUGUCUGCCCUUUCUACCAUUGCCUUCUCCAGGCCUGAGUCAUCAUCAAAUAUUAAACUGGAAUGUGUACUCCCA
Melanotaenia boesemani (Boeseman's rainbowfish) is the source of this 923-nucleotide messenger RNA. Its product is annotated as coiled-coil-helix-coiled-coil-helix domain-containing protein 5. The transcript is spliced from 4 exons. The record is from RefSeq and is a predicted model, not a curated record. Lineage: Eukaryota; Metazoa; Chordata; Actinopteri; Atheriniformes; Melanotaeniidae. The coding region runs from base 127 to 495 and encodes 122 amino acids.